Molecule: messenger RNA, 2440 nt
Organism: Ostrea edulis (European flat oyster)
Lineage: Eukaryota; Metazoa; Mollusca; Bivalvia; Ostreida; Ostreidae
Product: high-affinity choline transporter 1-like
Exons: 8
Coding region: 1-1722 (573 amino acids)
Biological process (GO): choline transport; transmembrane transport; acetylcholine biosynthetic process
Cellular component (GO): plasma membrane
Molecular function (GO): choline:sodium symporter activity
Source: RefSeq, a predicted model, not a curated record
AUGAGUUGCCUGCUGUACAACAAACGGAGCAGACGCACAUUAUUCAAAAGCGACAUGGCAGUGUUUGUCGCUGGACUCAUCGGGGUGAUCGUAUUUUACAUCAUUAUCCUGGUCAUCGGGCUGAUUGCUGGACGAAAGAAAUCCACGAGUUCGGACUCACAAUUUCUGGCAGACAGGGAUCUUGGACUCUUCGUCAGCAGCUUCACCCUGUCUGCAACAAUGGUGGGCGGUGCUUACAUCAGCGGCACAGCCUCAGAAAUCGCUACCAGAGGAUUGGUCAACACUGUGGCGCCUAUUGCAUACAAUGUCGGACUGGCAAUUGCUGGAGUAUUUUUUGCGCCAAAGGUUCGACGGGGAGAUUACACCACCAUCUUUGAUCUAUUUCAGAUGAAAUUUGGCAAAAAGAUGGGAGCCGUUCUUUUCUGUAAUGAACUACUGGCAAAUAUUUUCUGGGAGGCUGCUAUACUUGGGGCCUUAGGUGACGAAAAUAUUACAUUUGAAGGGGCCUCUCUGAAGUCAGUGAUUGGUUUGGACAUGAACGUGGCUGUGAUAUCGUCUGCUUGUGUGGCUAUUGUGUACACCUUCUUUGGUGGACUAUAUUCUGUCGCAUACACGGAUGUCAUUCAACUCAUUUUCAUUGGUGCUGGUUUGUGCAUUGCUUUGCCGUUCACAUUCAUGAACGAAGCCGUAGAUCUGUCCAGAAUAGAAGGGAAAUGGCUGGGAACUGUGCCCACAGCACAUAUUGGAAAUUACAUAGACACAUUUGCUGUGGUAAUGUUUGGUGGGAUUCCUUGGCAGUCAUAUUACCAACGAGUAUUGGCCUGCAAGUCUCCAAGUAUGGCUCGGACGGCUACCUUAAUCUCGGUCAUUUACUCCAUGCUUUUGUUUGUUCCACCUGCUCUCCUUGGACUUGCUGGGGCUUCAGCAGAUUGGAAUGCCACUUCUUAUGAGGGCAGCCUUCCUCUGAGUGAGACGGACCUGGAGUCAAUACUUCCAAUGGUACUACAAUAUCUUUGCCCUACAGCGGUAUCAGUUAUUGCCCUUGGAGCUCUAAGCGCGGCUGUUAUGUCCUCUGCGGAUUCGAUCAUUCUGGCCGUUGGCAGCGUGGUCGCAAGAAAUAUUUAUCAAAAUAUACUGAGACCUAAUGCAUCAGAUAGAGAGGUCGUCUGGGUCUUUCGUGUAAGUGUCAUCAUCGUUGGAAUUCUUGGAACAGUUAUUGCCCUGACAGUAAAGAGCGUAUAUGGAUUACUAGUACUGUGUGGCGACCUCAUGGCCGUAUUGCAAUUCCCCCAACUGAUUUGUGCCCUGUGGCUAAAAGUUGGGAACACAUACGGAAGUCUUGUGGGAUUGAUCGUUGGUCUGUUACUGAGAGUUCUUGGCGGAGACCAAGUUCUUCAUAUUGACGCCAUAAUCCAAUAUCCAUUUUAUGACUCAACACACAAUCAGCAAAUAUUUCCUUUCAAAGUUUUUGCUAUGCUCUGUUCUUUGGCAGCAAUCAUUGUGGCGUCCUACAUUUCUUACUAUGUUUUUACACGAAAUUAUCUUUCAAAGAAGUUUGACAUUUUCCAUUGCUUUCCAACAGAGGAAAGGGAAAUAGAUACUGAAAAUGAAAAUGAAAUGAUGUUGCAUAAAAACCCGAACAAAAACAGCAACCUUGAUUCAAACGAUGAGAACAAAGAUGAAAAAACACACAUCAAACUGGAGAAUGAUUACCGUUUGUAAAGAAUAUACAUAUGGAAAAGUAAACUCAUGUUGAUUACAAUACCUAAUGUGUUAUUUCAAAUGUCUUCCACGCGAAACAGGUAAUAUUCUUACUACUUCCGCGACACCAUCAUAAAACCAACAUGUGACGUGCAGGUUGUCGACAGUGAAAUAAUAAAAUUCCUCUUCCUCUCGGUUUCUAAUGUGAAUCGGUCGCGGAUCUUCGCUAAGAAUCGACGUAAUGGUCUUCAAAGUUUCCGCGGGAGAUCGGAGGAAUUUCAACAAAAAAUUUGGAUCUUUCGCAUUCUUUGAAAACAUAUUCAAUUGUCUUGUAGCUCUGUGUGUGAACAUAACAUUUAGUUUUGGAGUAGAUGGUUGAACUAUCCACGCAGGCACUCGAACAUAUUUAGCCGAGUAAUUUUCAGAUUCUUCACAUAAACAGUUUUCAAUACAACUUUCUCGAUGAAGCAUUCUGUUUCUGCGAUUUUCCAAAUUCAAAUCCCCUUCAUUUUCACAAGCAUUUUCAUGAAAACUACUGCUGUUUGACCAUGAUUGCCUACUUUCUACUUGUUCCGUUUCUGAACUGUCAGGUAAAGAUUGUGGAGUAUCAUACUCGGGUAUGUAAGGCUUUAUGUCGAGAAUAGGGGUUCCAUCUAGGAGAUCAAUCCCACUCAGAUAAAGAGAGCUGUCUGCAAUAUGAAACCAUGUACAUGAUAAAAUAAAUAAAAGUACAAAUUGA